AUUUCACUGUUGUCUUUGAGAAACAAUGUUUAAAGAUGAAGGUGUCCAGAAGUAUCCUCUUUCAGAGCCACCAGGAGUAAGUCAUAACAAAAUGCUUGGGUCCGCCAGAUUGCUGCUAUUAUGGAGAGGAAUUGCAUGCCACCCAUCAAAUUGGCCAGAAUAUCCAAAGUGUUAGGCAGGACCAGUUCACAGGGCCUGGAAUUUAUGGACAACACUAGCUCUUGCAUCAUUCACCAUGUUAAAGGCCCCAUGGGAGAAGGUGACAUGCUUGCCCUGUUGAAGUCAGAAAGAGAAGCGCUAAGCCCAUGCUGAACUUGCUGCUGGGUCCUGAGUGUCCACCAGUUGGCCCAUGGGGUGACCUGCAGCUGUUAAAGCCUUUGUGCUGUAUGGAGUGUGUGGAAGAGAAGCUUCUGUUAUGAGAAUAGUUUUUAAGGUGUUGUUUAUUACUAGUUUGUAGACUCAAAUAAUGAUCUUAGUCAAAAACGGUCCCUCAUCCCUGAUGAAAACUCUUCAGACUCUUGUAAGUAGAAAACUGUUUCCCUGGUGUGUUUAGGGACAAUGACUAGAGGGAGGAGCGAGGCUGUAGACAGUCUUGGGUUAUCAGCCAUGCUUGACCUUGACCAGGCAUCUCAAAUGAUGCUUCUGAAAUCAUUAGGGAUGGAAAUGAAAAGAGUUUUGAAGAGAAAAGCCUUUGUCUGAAUCUCGAUCUCAUCUUUCUCCCCAAUGCGAUGAGGAUAUGAUUGAUCAGCAAACAACAAGAAAGCGCACAGGGCUGGAGAGAUGGCUCAGGUGUUAAGAGCACUGGCUGCUCUUCCAGAGAUCCUGAGUUCAAUACCCAGCAACCACAUGGUGGCUGACAACCAUCUGUAAUGAGGUCUCGUGCCCUUAUCUGGCCUGCAGGGGAUACAUGUAGGCAGAACACUGUACACAUAAUAAAUAAAUAAAUCUUUGAAAGAAAGAAAGAAAGAAAGAA
Molecule: messenger RNA, 973 nt
Organism: Peromyscus leucopus (white-footed mouse)
Lineage: Eukaryota; Metazoa; Chordata; Mammalia; Rodentia; Cricetidae
Product: 40S ribosomal protein S28-like
Exons: 1
Coding region: 121-312 (63 amino acids)
Biological process (GO): maturation of SSU-rRNA; ribosomal small subunit assembly; translation
Cellular component (GO): cytosolic small ribosomal subunit; ribosome
Molecular function (GO): structural constituent of ribosome
Source: RefSeq, a predicted model, not a curated record